GCAGUUUUCCCAGUUUCAGGUAUAAUAAAACACCUGGACUUUGCACACAGAUUCUGCACAAAGAGCUUCCCGCGUGAUGCACAGAGAAGGCAUCUGUGAAUGGAGUGAGCAACACUUUUCAGAGGUUGGGCUGUGAUGAAGGACAGAGUAUUAGGUGAGGAAGAGGAAAUGGAAGUGAAGAGCAGCUUGCGGAGGGCUCAGUCUCUCAGAAGUGUUUCCACCGAUCACUGGACUGAAGCUGGACUUAGAGACAGGAGGAAGUCUGUCUCUCAGCUUGUGUCACAGUACCAAAACUCUCCUGACAGAAAAACCAAAGAAGUUAAUUCAGUGGAUAUCAAACAUGAGCUCAACAUGCAGGUCACACCAAUUCCUCUCAGCGAGAAUGAGAGCAGAGUUGAGACAAUAGUGAAGAAGACUGAGGUCAAAGAGAGGUCCAGGGUCUCUCCUCUCUCUCGCAGUAAGUCUAUGGAGAGCCUCCCUCGAAAUAGACCUACAGGCACCACAGCACUCAGGGCGCUUUUUGAGUCAAAGGUCACCACCCAGCCUGAGUCCAAGAAGAGCAAGACGCCACUUGAAUCAGUGAGCGCUGAGAAAGCCAAUAACACUGUUCUUGCCAAAAACAAGGAUGCUGAAGAUGCAAAGCAACAAGUAGAGGCAGAGGUUAAUAACAACCACAGUGAACAAGAGAAAGAAAAUGAAGAGGUUCAAGUGAUUACAAAGAGUGCAAGAACAAAGGAGAUAACACGAUCUGAAAGAAGAAAGACCAUUUCUGGCAUUUGUAGUGAAAAAAUAUCCUUUUUAGAGGAGGAUAAAAGAAGGUCAGUCGCCGACUUCAGAGAUAACUCUGCUCUCAACGAAUUGGAGAAACCCUCUAUUUCCGUCAAAGCACUGUCUGCACUAUAUUUGUCAAAAGUGGCAGCUGCAGAACCUGCGGGAAACCUCUCGAAACCAGACCAGAAUCUCACUUCUCCAACUGGAAAAAGGCCAAACGGAUUUAAGAUGGCUGAAGGUGCACAAAACAGCAUUGCACGUCCACCUGAAUCAAAUGUGCCGACACACCAUUUGGAAACCAAUCCUGAUGAACAUGAACGACCCUUUACAUCACCACCCCCUACAAGAGAAGCAAUGUCCAUACUGCACCAACGCCGACAGAAAUGCGAGCUUAGACGACUGCUAAAACACACUUAUCCUGAGUUGAAAAACGUAGACAGUUUGGUAGAGGAGGAGCUGGCUGAUAUUCUUAACACGGAUCCAGACACUGGAUACCAGAGUGAGGUCCAGUCCAGGUGCUGGAUGUUUGAAAACCAUGAAGUCAAUUCAGUGGAUAUCCAUGAUCAACAACUACAGAAGAAAAUGGAGUUUCAAGAGGGCGACAUCAAGAGAACUGUGUGUAUGUUUGAACAACCUCAGUCUAACUCCUACAACGAAGACAACAAACCUCAACUCAACCAAUCAGAGGAAGUGACAUCAGAGCAGAACAUCAAGGUGGAUGUAAAAGCCACGCGUAGAAUGUUUGAAACUCACUCGAUGGAUACUCAAAAACCCUGUCCAAGGAAACACAUUGCUUGUGAGGAUACAAGUCGAUUGGAGCAGAAACCAAAGAGUAAUUCUGAGAGUGAUCGAAAGGAAGCAACAGACAUUCACCAUAAUGGGCUAACCAGUGAAUUAAUUGACACAAAUGAGUUGUUUGUAAGUAUAUCUAAAGCUAAACAGGUCUUCGAAACAGUAUCACAUGAUAUGGAAAACAUCUUUCCAACAAAUGACAACUUCAGCCAAGAACAAGAACUGCUGAAGGCAAAUGUACGAAACCGAGCUCAGAUGUUUGAAUCAACUCCACUUGAUAAGAUCAAUCAGCAAACCAAGGAAGAAUCAGAAACCAUCCUGGAGAACACACAAGAAACUUUAGUUUCUUUAUGCAACUUCAGUAUUGUGCAUUCUGAUGGAACCAUCCUUGAAGCCAGUGAAACUGGCCAUGUGAAGAAAGCAAGAUAUAAUUUAAUUCAAGAAGAUGCAAGACCAGAAAUUCAUGAUGAGGAGAUAGUGACUGGAAGCAUCAAGAACAUCAUGCUUCAGAUGCUAACAGGAACAAACUUAAACCCAACUGUGACAUACCUAAAAGAGGAUAAUCAGGGCAAUGUGGAGAUUCAGAAAGUCGACGUCCCAAUUCACCAACUUCCAUUCACUCACGAUAAAGAGUGCAGAACUGCCAAUGUGGUGCAGAUUACUGAAGAUCUACUCAGUCAAGAGAAGUCCCUCAGGAAAGGAGUCUUAAUACAAGAUGGAAGAGCAGGAAUGAGAGAGAUAACAGUUUAUGCUCUGUUUAUCCACAGCGAAGCCAGUACAGGCUCAGUGGAGUUUGGUAAAAUUGGUUUUAGAUCCAUUCCCUCAAGCCUUGAGUCUGAAAAAUGUGAUCUGAAGGCAGAUAUUAGUUCACCAGAAAGUUCUUCAGUAGUAGAUACGAACAAAGCUAGUAAUAAUCUGCAGCUAUUCCAGAGCUGCACUGAGAAAGGAGACCUUGAUCAACUAAAAUGCCUGCAGGAAACACCAUCAGAUGUAGAUAUAGGAGCAUCUACCAAGGAAUCAAAGAAAACCAGUGAGAUCAAAGCCCUUUUGGCUACCGAUAUAGAUGAUACAAGCUUCAGCCUGCAGUCGGAUGAAAACAAGUCAGAAGUGUCACCUAAAGAAAGUUCGGUAAAUAAUGAGAAAAAUCAUGCAGAAACAACAAACCAAGCUGAACAUUGUCCUGACGUAGGUGACAAUCUGAAAAAAGAAAGAGGUCUCCAAAAGCAGGGUAUUAUGGAUGGAGUCGUUCUUCAAGCUGAGCUAGUUGACGUUGUUGAAGAUGAUGAGUUGGUGAAUCUACAAACAGCCAUUAUGAAUCUUCAACAGGCAACCAUGGAGGCAAAAGCUAUUCAGCAGAGUGUGCAAGCAAAAUAUGCUACCCAAACAAACCAAACCCAACAAAUCUGUGACUCUGAUUCAAUGACCCAUGAGUUUACACAUGUGAAAACCAAUGAUAAUGUAAGUCAGAGUGAAGAGCUCUCACAGUUUUCCAAAACUGAACCGGAAGAAGAAAGUAAGGAGGAUGCCAUGAAAGGUAGCAUACAGGCAGCUCUUGAUUCCUUGGGAAAGUCCAACUUUAAUGUCACAAAGGGUGAUUUUAAAGCUGCAAUGAUUUAUAGGAAUUCUGGUAAAGGACACAAAAAGACGGGUGAAGUGAUGAUGAAUCAGAUGAACCAGCCAAGUGAUAGGACUGAAGAAAAUAAGUCAGGAACAUCUUCUCCUGUGCCUCAAGUUGAAAAGGAGGCUGUAAAAUCACCUGAGGGAACUGUUACAAAGCCAUUUGAAAACAAACCAGUGACAUGUUCUCCCUUGCCUCUCUCUGUAGAAACACCUGCUAAAAGUCAUAAAACUCCUAUUGGACCCAAACCAGCUCUGCCACCUAAACCAGAUCAUUUAAAAAUGAAGGCAAACCCAUUUAGUUCUGAAACUGAUGCAGAACGUCUCAACAAAUGGCAAGUCCCAGGUACUUCUUCAAAACCACCAACUGAGCAGGUUAAACAAUCUUCAACUCUUAUGAAGUCUCAUGAAGAUGCACUCUGCAAAACUGUACAGCAUACUGAUGCCAGUGAACACGAGCCUAGUGAUACAUCAGCGAGCAACACUGAAAGUCCUGAAGAUAAAAAGUUAAAUGAUGUAGAGUUUGUUGAAGAAACUCCAAAGAGCUCCCCAGAAAGUGUGGUCAGUGAAUCUUCCACAGGAUUUCAUGCUACUCUUCAAAACUUCAGGGUGAAGCCGAGUGGUUCAGUGCCUCCUGUAAAACCUAAAAGAAUCAAAAUGGCAAAAGAAAAUGUGAAGACAGAUAACACCAAUAGCAGCUCUACCACUUUGGAAACUGAAACAGCACAGGGAAUCACUGCUCCUCAUGAAAAUGAAAAAAGUGAUGAUCAACAAAUUAGUGGAGUGGUCAGACGGGAAAAGAAAAUUAGAAGAGAGACUGAAGAUGAGCGAAGGCAGAGGCUCUCGGUGCACAUGGAUGAAAUCAUGAAAGGAAACGUGCCAGCGGUCAUAGAGAUCUUUGACAAGCUGAAAAAGCAAGAGGAACUGAAAAACAUACUCUCCAAAGUGGAGGAAAUCGAAGAAGACAACAACAAAGUAGACGUGGGCUCACUUAAAAACAUUUUCGAGAGUGUACCUGAUUGGGUCGUGCCUCGGGAGAAGAAAAUCAAGCCGAAAAUAGUCACGCUGGAACAUAUCGGAGCGCCAAGUGAACCUGAGAUGAUGACAUCCAUGGAGGUGGCUUUUGGAGACCUGGAGAAAGCUGGUGCAGAGAUAAUUCGUUUAAAAGACCAAACUCUUGCAAGACUCAUGGAUAUAGAGGAGGCCAUUAAAAAGGCUCUUUACUCAGUAUCAACUCUGAAAUCGGACUCUGACAUUGUAGGACUCUCCGGUCUCUUCAGGGAGUCCAUGGUGGCCGUACAAGGUUCACCUCCCUCAGGUAAUAUCAGGAAAAUCAGCAUUGGGUCAAGCAAAUCACCCAAGGCUCUAAAUCAGAUUGGUAAGAGGGUUUCUGAACAGUCAGCAAGGCCAGAGCUUUUUAUUCCCACAAACAAACAGAGGUCAGCCUCACCGGCAUCUCCUUCGUUUAUUUCCAUUCAGUCUGCAGCGAGGAAGCCUUCAGAGUCGCCUCAGAAAGAAGAACCAAAAGAAGAGCCCAAGCUCCAGUGCUGCUGUAGUGUGCCUUCAGACCGCAGGCAAUGUUCUGUCACAAAAGCGCCGUCCUCGAGCCCUGCGAAUCCACGGCGACAGGUCAGUGUGUUGGAAGUGCAAACGAGGCCUGAAGGAGAGAGAGUCAUUGGAACAAAAACCAUCAGCGAGAAUUAUGAAAGGAUGGACAGCUUCGGCAACAAGUUCUACUCCUCGAAAACCUCCACGGUUGUGACAACCCAACCUGAAACUAGGACAACUUCUAAAAAGCUCACUGUGAGCAGUCCAGCCAUGUCAGAAAUUGUCACGUACCCAAGAAUCAACACACCUUUUAUUAGAGAAGACCGUCCCCCACUGUAAAUUGAUUUCGAAAUUUAUUUCGGUUUUGGUUGUCACGUAAUUGCGAGAUCUAAUAAUGUAACAGCCAAUGCAUUUUUGUACUUUUUUUGCUUGGUUAUCUUUUGAAGGUUACUUCACUAUUCCUAUUUCUCUUUAUUAGUAUUUCAGUUUACGUUUUGUGAAUUAAUAUUUUUUAAAACUAUGUUUUCCUUAGUGUGUUACAGUCAUGCAAUAAACAUGUCCUAAUAUUUUUGUGAAUACAAUAUAAUUUGAAUUUCUGCCAUAUUUGUCAAUAAAAAUAAUAGAAACGUGUCA
This is a messenger RNA of Labeo rohita (rohu), 5361 nucleotides long. Its product is annotated as xin actin-binding repeat-containing protein 1. The record is from RefSeq and is a predicted model, not a curated record. The coding region runs from base 136 to 5067 and encodes 1643 amino acids. Gene Ontology annotation, biological process: actin cytoskeleton organization; actin filament bundle assembly. Lineage: Eukaryota; Metazoa; Chordata; Actinopteri; Cypriniformes; Cyprinidae. Gene Ontology annotation, molecular function: actin filament binding. Gene Ontology annotation, cellular component: plasma membrane; stress fiber; focal adhesion. The transcript is spliced from 8 exons.